AUGAUUGUCGAGCCCGACCACGUGAGGGAGAGUCCGAGGUGUUUGUCGCGCGAGUCGUCGGGUGCGCCGAGAUGUCCCUCCAACGACUCGGUGUACUCGGGCCGGAGUGCGCCCAGCCUCCCCCUCCCCGCCGCCCUCUCCGCCGCGCUACCCGCAGCCCUGCCGGCCGCCUUACUGCCUCCGCACUCCGCCGCCGUAGCAGCGUAUCUAGGCGCAGCAGCGGCCGCUGCGCAGCAACGCCUUCUCAUGUCCUGCCAAGAGGACCUUACAGACGCCGAUCGCUCUGACGCCGUGCUGGACUUCAGUACCAAGCGCAGUGAGUCACCGCAAGACGACGAAGACAUGGAGUCCGAUGAUGCAGUCAAUCUUAGUAAAAACGAGAACGGCCCUCUGGAUUUAUCUGUCGGCACUAGAAAGAGAGGCCCAGAGGACUCGCCAUCUCCCGUGCCGUCUAGGAAGAGCUCUAGAUCUGCAGAUUUUAAACCUAUCACUACACCGUGGACGACACCGGUCGCUCCACAUUUGCCAUAUUUCGCUGCCGCAGUGGCAGCCGCUAGCUUAUCACCUAAGGGUGGCUUACCAAGCGACUGGAAUGGAAAACUAAAGCACGGUGCGCCUACGCCGAGCGAUGCGACCAAAGCUCUCGAGAAGAUGAGCGAACUGAGUAGGUUAGGCGGUGAGGAAUUGUUUAGGUCCGUUCAAAGCGCAGCUUUAGGCGCCGGGCUUACACCGAACGCUGCAGCUAGGCAUUCAGCUUGGCAGUCACAUUGGUUAAACAAAGGAGCCGAUCAAACCAAGGACGUCUUGAAAUGCGUUUGGUGCAAGAAGAGCUUCAACUCUCUAGCUGAUUUGACUGUUCAUAUGAAAGAAGCUAAACACUGCGGCGUAAAUGUACCAGUGCCGCCCACGUCUGGGGCACCGAUCCCACCAUCUCUGCAACCACCUUCGAGUUCGCCUUCAACCCCAUCACACAACUCUUUGUCUUCGAGCGCUUCUUCUAAGGCUAACCACAACGAUCUGAAUAUGCUUAUCAAAGAAAAUAUGCCCAUUCCUAGAAAACUAGUCCGCGGCCAAGAUGUAUGGUUAGGAAAGGGAGCCGAACAGACUAGGCAAAUACUUAAAUGUAUGUGGUGCGCUGAAAGUUUUCGCUCGCUAGCCGAAAUGACGAGUCACAUGCAACGCACUCAACACUACACAAACAUAAUAUCGCAAGAACAAAUUAUAUCUUGGAAGUCUUCAGACGAAGCUAAAGGUUCCAAUUCUAGUACGUCUGGUACUAAUAACGCGGUACCUCCCCCUACGGGAACAAGUAGUCAUGUCAGCGCAGUUUUAACUUGUAAGGUUUGCGACCAAGCGUUUAGUUCUUUAAAAGAGUUGAGUAAUCAUAUGGUUAAAAAUUCUCAUUACAAAGAACAUAUUAUGAGAUCGAUCACCGAGAGCGGAGGUAGGCGGCGUCAAACUCGCGAAAAGCGGAAAAAGUCUUUGCCAGUUAGGAAAUUGCUCGAGCUCGAGAGGGCACAACACGAAUUUAAGAACGGCGAAGGCAAUGGCGUCCCGAUGGGAAAGCCCCUACGCGACUUCGGUGCCGGUAGCCGAAUUACUUGUGAAAAAUGCGGUGAUAAAAUAGAGACUGCACUAUUUGUAGAACAUAUAAGACAAUGCAUAGGCGCGCCCAUGUCAAAUAGCCAAAGGAAUUUUUUGAAAAGCGCGCUUCUGUCCAAUAACAUCAUUCCCCCUGAUGUUCCCGGUCAUAUCACUCCCACCGGUCGCGACGGCAGAAAGAGCAUAAAUGAUGAAAUCCCAUCGCCGGGUUCUGGGCACCACCGGUCUCCUUCGUCUAUCACUGACUCUUCUCCCAGUUCCAAAGACCCUAAUGCUGGCAAUGAGAAAAGCUCGUCUCCAUCUGUUCUUAAUGCAAUAGAACAAUUGAUUGAAAAGAGCUUUGAUACACGUUCACGGCACUCGGUGCCCGGUAUCCCCGGGGGUGCCAGCCACGCACCUAUAGGUUCAAGCAUCUUGAAACGUUUGGGCAUUGACGAAAGCGUAGAUUAUACCAAGCCAUUGGUCGAUCCUCAAACAAUGAACAUGCUUAGAAAUUAUCACCAUCAACAAGGGUACGGGCGCCGCGAACGUAGCGGCAGCGAAUCUAGCUCAAUGUCCGAACGUGGCGGUAGUAGGGUGGAAUCUCUCACUCCGGACAGGAAGCUAGACUCAUAUCACAUGACUCCUCGUACGACUCCCGACACGCGAGGCUCUCAGACCCCCGCCUCUGAGGAUAGGCAGCCCGAGGUUAGGAUUAAGAAAGAGGUCACCGACGAGGACGACUGUGAGAACGGAGUCGAUUUGAGCAACCAGCCCGUCAAAGUUAAAACAGAAGUCGAGGACGACGACGACCAAGCUCGGCCAAACAGUUCGGUAGAGGAGGAUGUCAAACCUCCUGUUACUAAACGCGAGAGUGAGGGUCCGAGUCCAGUACCCAGCCCUUCUAGUGAUCGCUCCGCCCCGACCCCGGGCUCCGACAGAAAGCCAGCUUCGAGCCUCGGUGCUUUAUCAUCUAUGUUCGACAACCUCGCCGGGGGCGCUUCUUCUAAUGAGCCCUCUUCUUCCCGCCGAAGCGGUAGUCAUCCGUUGGCAGCUUUGCAAAAGCUCUGUGACAAAACCGAGACCAAUUCCACUCGAGCGCCACCCCCGGCUCCUUCCCCCGCUGGGCCUCCGAGCAUACUGACUUUUAGUUGGGCGUGUAACGACGCCGUUGUGACCGACUCCAUCAUGAAGUGCGCCUUGUGCGACACCCCGUUCAUAUCCAAAGGUGCUUACCGACACCACCUCUCGAAGAUGCACUUUGUCAAGGACGGUGCGCUGCCAGAACCGGUUCCGAUGAAGGCGCCUCCCCCAGCCGCAUCCCCGGGUACCCAUAAGAGCGGGGGCUCUAACGCGGCCUCGCCCCAGGACCCGCGGAGUCCCUCCCAGUCCUUCGACGAGAGCCCCCACUCGAAGUUUCUUAAGUAUACAGAAUUAGCGAAACAAUUAUCUAGCAAGUACGUAUAA
Leptosia nina is the source of this 3048-nucleotide messenger RNA. The record is from the annotation of a GenBank genome assembly. NCBI's taxonomy places the organism in Eukaryota, Metazoa, Arthropoda, Insecta, Lepidoptera, Pieridae.